Molecule: messenger RNA, 3962 nt
Organism: Episyrphus balteatus (marmalade hoverfly)
Lineage: Eukaryota; Metazoa; Arthropoda; Insecta; Diptera; Syrphidae
Exons: 3
Coding region: 165-3866 (1233 amino acids)
Source: RefSeq, a predicted model, not a curated record
UUUUAUUUCUGUCGCAGUUAUAUUCUUCCAGUAGAGUGAACAGUGAAAUGACUAUAAAAUUGUUGUCGGCUAAAUUUCUGUAACCUUUUUUUUUGAGAUUGCUAAAUAGAAUUUUCAUUUAAGUGUUUUCAGUAAAAAAACAAGUCAAUUUAUCAAUUAUUAAAAUGGAAACAUCUCAAAAUUUAAAUUCUGAAGAAAAUAUAUCUUAUUGUCAUAUCACGCCUCAGAUAAAAAUUGAAAAAACCUUCGACGAAGAAGAUUCACAACAACAAUAUGAAAAUUCUACAUUUGACGAAACAACAACAAAUAAUGAUUUUUUCAUACAAAAAUAUGAUUCUGAAUCAAUAACAAAUAAUAGCGAACAAAAUUAUGAUUUUUUUCAAACAAAUAAUGACAAUAAUUAUAAUGAUAAUUAUAAAAAUGAUGAAACUAUACAAAUGGAACAUCCAUUACUUUCAAUAUUGUCAGGUGAAGAAUACAACAUUGACAUAAACACACACACAGCCACAAAACUUCAAACCAUCUGCAACCAAAUCCAAUACCAUCAAGAAUUAAAUCUAACUACACAAAUACUAUUCGAUGGCAAAUUCUUUACCCUAAAAGCCAGGGAUGGCAAUUCACUAAUUGGUACUUGUAUGAUCUGUACACCCAACAGAGAUAUCACAGGUGCUUCAUAUUCCAAUUUUAAAGCACAUCUCUUAAGAAAUCAUGGUCAAUUUAUGAUCACAAAACUCAAUAAACACAUUCGUUCGUCCAAAACUCGCUUAGGAGCAAUUGAAAGAGCCAAUUCGGCUAGUUCAUUUGAUGAAAUCUAUCAAAAUUUAAGUCCAACUUAUAAGGCAAUUUUUGAUGGGACAUUUUUCACUUUAAUUAGUAAAAAUGAUAAAAAACUUGUGGCAUCAUGUCAAUUGUGCCAGACACCGACACAAAUUCGAGGCACUUUACGUUCAAGUGCGAAUUUUCAAGCACAUAUUCAAAGGAUUCACGGGUAUUCCGUUGUUAGGCAACUCAAAGAGCAUCUUCGAAAAUCACGAAAGGUGCAGAGCUACGAACGAAAACAAUCGGCAAGACAUGAAAGAGAUUCCAAAGAGCACCUCAACAUGAAUCGUAGUGAUUCGAGUUUUGAGGAACUCAAUGAUUCUCUUCUUUUGGAACCAUCUGAGGAUAACAAAGAUGAUAUUUUAUUAAAAGAAUCUUUAACACACAAUCAAAUAGACAUUCACAAUUAUUACAAUGAAAAUGAAGCAAGAAAAGCAAUGUAUAAAAGUUUAAGUCUAACAUAUCAAAUACUCUUCGAUGGAAGAUAUUUCAUACUCAAAUGGAAAACUUCAUCAUAUAAUAGAAAAAUCUAUUGUUCAAUAUGUCUUCUAUGCAAGAGACAAAUUAAAGGACAACAUCUUAGGAAUUUCCGAACUCAUAUUGGACACUUUCAUGGUACUGCAAUUUUGGAACAAUUUAAUAAACAUAUUAACUUGGAGACAUCUCGAUUGGAGAUCGAUAAUGUUGUUUCCAAAGAAAUGGAAAAGUCCUUAUUAUUAUCUUUAUUGAAUAAUGAUGACGAAAAAUUUGAUACUUCUUUUCCAUGGUCUGUUGAUGAUGACACAGAACAAGAUGGUCCUUCAUCAAGCAGUUCAAAUAAUUUAAAUAAUCUUCUUAAAGAUUUAGCUUUAAUAUAUCAAAUACUUUUUGAUGGGAAAUUCUUUAAAUUAAAAUCUAUAAAGCCAUAUGCAAAAUAUAAUAAAAAAUUGUUAACUGCCACAUGCAAGAUUUGUCGAAGGGACAUAAAUGGACAGCAUAUUAUACAUUUUCGAAGGCAUUUGGAAUUUAAACAUGGCGAAUGGGUAAUGGAUAAAUUAAAUGAGCAUAUAGAUCGAGAGAAAUUACGAUUAGAACCAAAAAUUGAAGAAAAUGAUGAAAUUCAAACAAGUUCAUUACCAACUUCAACAACAACAACAACAACAACAACAACAAAAUCGACAUCCGCAAAAACUUCUCUUUUAAAAAAAUUAAAUCCAGAUUUACAAACACUUUUUGAUGGAAAAUACUUUACUGAUUUACGAGUUCGACAAUCUGGCAACAAAGUUGGAACAUGCAAAGUGUGCAAACCUCACGCAGAUGUUAAGGGAAAUGCAGUUGCUCAUUUUCGUGCACAUCUCAAAAGAAAACAUGGUGAUGAAAUGGUCGAUGAAGUAAAUAAAUAUAUUUUAUCAAAAAAUCCUCGAUCAGAGUCAAAAAAUGAUGAAAGUAGUGAAAUUCAAACGAAUUUAUUAACAUCAACUACUUCUUCUUCAACAACAUCAAUAAAUAGACAAACACGAGUUCUAAACUAUUUCUUAAAACCAUCAAUCCCAUUGAGUGCAGUCAAUUCGUCAGAAUUUUGGACAAUGUUGAAUUGGUUCGAUACAAAAAUGCCUCGAAUUACUCAAGAAGAACUUGUCGAUCAAAUUGAGAUGAAAUUUAACAAUUGGAAGAGUAAAAUUAUUGAAAUUUUGGAAGGUGUUGAUUUUGUUUGUACAACAAUUGAUUUAUGGUCGAAAAGGACACAAUAUAAUUUAGCAAUAACUUGUCAUUGGAUAGAUGUGGAGACUUUUAAACGGAGAUCAGUGGCUUUGGCGUGGAAAUGUUUUGAUACUUCUCCAGAUGGAUGUAACACAGAUGUACUUUACAAAGAAACUCUAAACAAUUUCAAUUUGUCAUCGGAUAAAAUCGUAUCGAAUGUAACGAAAAAUUGCUACAAUUUCACUCAAAUCUUCAAAGACUUGAAUAUAAAUACCAAAAUCAAAGUUGAUACCAUCAAUGAAAAUCACACUGUACAAACAAAAGAUCUAUUACCAUCACCAUAUAAUUGUUAUACCGAAACGCUUAGUUGUAUAGCAACAAUUGAUGUACCCAAAGUAAUCGAUUCUAACUCUUCAUUAAAGAAAAUCAAUGAAUUGACUCUAAAGAAAGUUUUUUCAUUUUUAUCUCUGGCAUCAACCUGUCCCAAUUUGUCGGGAAUGUUGACAAAUUUAAAAAAGCCAGACAUUACAAAAUGGAAUACGAUUUUCAAUUCGAUAUCUUGUGUUUUGAAACUUGAAGAAAAGUCAUCCUUCACUGAACUAUUUAAAAUGGUCAAAUUAGAACCUUUUACCGAUGAAGAAGUCAAAUAUCUCCGAGAAUAUGUCAAAUGUUUAAGUCCCUUGGCAAUGGCAUUUGAGCGUUUACAAUGUGAAAAAGGCACAUAUCAGGGUUUUGUUUUGCCAACUCUUUUGGAAAUGAGAAAGAAAUGUGUGAAGCUUCAAGAAGGCAAUGACUUGACUGUAUGCCAAUCGAUUUUGGAAACAAUUCUAGAUGCGUCUAUGAAAAGAUUUGAAAUAUAUUUCAAACCAAAUCCAGAGUCGGAGUGUUUAACUAUUGCUAGUCUUUCGCAUCCUUUUUUCAAAGAAAAAUGGGUUUCAGCCAUUGAUAAUUUAGAAAGGACUAAUGUAAGAGAGCUUUUUAUUAAUGCCGUUAAAUGUGAGAACUCCAAAUUAAAUCAAGCAGAAGAAGAAAAUAUUCAGGAAACGGUAAAAUGCGAACAAGAAAUUGAUGAAUUUUACUUUGGCGAGGAGAAACCGAAAGUAAAUACAAAAUCAAAGCUUUCCAUUGAAGUAGAAGCCCUAAGAUACUUGGACGAUGAGCGAAGAGACUUAAAAAUGCUGGACGAUUAUCCGACAGUUAAACGAGUAUUUUUAAAAUACAACACAGGCUUGUCAUCGUCAGAACCUUUUGAAAAACUAUUUCCAAUUGAAACAAGAGAAAAUAUUGCCAGAUAUGAUAUAUUGGCGGAUGAGUUGAUAGAAGAAAGAGUAUUACUAAGUGUUAAUAAAGAUGAAUUAGUUUUAUAAAUACAAAAAAAGAUAGGUUUUGGUUUUAUUUUUUUUUUUAUAAAUUUAAAUUCAAUUCGUAUUUAACAUUGUUUGAUAUUUUAUAGUGUAGGUUUC